GCAGGAACUGCAAGCUUCUUUUCCUUUUCCUUUCCUUAGCUUAGUUAUUUACGAAUUCAGUCAUUCCUUACUUGCAGCCUUGACUCUCGUUUAUGCCUGUCUUCACACUGACAAAGCCGCUGUUAAGCCACGUACGAUUGAUGCGCGAUGUUGAACAUGGCAGGAGCGAUGCCUUGGAACUGAGAGAAAGAACGCACAGGAGGGAUGUGGCCAGCAUUGGGCCGGAAUUUUCGGACUUAUUGAGCACACAUCUUAUGCGGCUGUCGACGACUACGAGGUCUCCAUGUUCCACUAUGAAGUGGCCAUCAACAGAAGGCUGCGGCCUGUCUUUUUUCUUGGGCUUCGUAAGGCACCUCAGGCAGCAGCAAGCUAAUAAUGGCGGCUAUCUUCUGAGAGAUUUAUCGCUUCCCGCAGCUUCAACCCCGCACUUUCCGUCGGAAGAGCUGAGGACCACGUCAUGACCUAGACCAACAUGGCCAAAUAUGCGCCUCUCGAUGCAACGAGGAGAGAGAUUCGACUUCUUUCGCUUUGCCCUGGAACAAAUACUGAGCCGCUAAGAUGCUCGCUGAGUGUCGUCAGCCUGGAUCAUGUCCAGAGCUACGAGGUCGAUGCCAUCUGCAUUAACCAGGCUGACGCGGCCGAGAAAAACGUUCAGGUAGCGCUGAUGAGUGCCAUCUAUUCCAACGCGAUCGGAGCACUUCUUUGGCUGGGUGAGGAGCCAGAGGUGCCCGUCGCUACCGUCAGCGCCGUUGAGGCGGCGAUGUGGACCGGUCUACUUGCGGAGACGGACAAGUUUCUGGCCGAACUGACGUCCGCUGCGGAUCAGCGGCAAUGGCUAGACGAAAACACGACCAAGCUCUCGACCGAGCUACGAGCAGCGAUCCAAGCUCCUGUCCAUCCAAGCUCCGAUGAUUUCGUGAUUACACACACUCGCCCACAUGCCUGGUACGGCGACGAGAGGGACUUGCCUGCUGUGACCGGAGCCUGGGCCGACCCCAGUCUCGCGCAGGACAGUAUCUUCCACGCCUUCGCGCUGUUCCGCCUCCUCGCGUUUGACUGGCACCUCGGCGCGAUCCCCUACCUUGCUGCCGAAUCAGAGACAGACUCGCACCGGAUUUAUAACCCGGUCUCCGCCCGCCUGGCAGCGCAGCGCACUGGCUUGCUACCCGCAGCUGGGGUGCAUGACAUGCUCAAUUUCCCGGUCGAGACGGUGCUGCGGCUGCGAGCGCUCCGGGGUCAGGCCUUACUGGGACAGGGGAGGGUCUCGCUGGCGCAAGUUCUGCCCAAGUUUUGUCAUCGCGGGGCCACAGAUGCCCGCGACAAGAUGUACGCUCUGCUUCCCCUUGUGACGGAUUGGUACGGUGCGGCGUCGCUCGUGCCAGCGUAUCAUCUGUCUGUGGCCGAGGUGUACACCUCAGCCGUUGCCAAGAUCAUAUGUGACAGCGGUUCCCUUGAUAUCCUCUGCCGGCCGCCCGAACAGGCCGAGCAUAUGCGUCUACCGGAACUACCGUCAUGGGUCAUGGAUCUGAGUCAGCCCGCGACGGCGGGCGGGACGCUAGACCGAUUAGAAAAGCAGCUGACCUUGUACAACGCUUGUGGGGAUAUCCCGAUGAGACCCGUACAGUUUUAUGACUGGGGGAAGGUUCUCGCGCUCGAAGGUGCCAUGGUUGAUAUUAUCAAGAGUGCUUCAACCAUCAUGCUGUGCGAGAACCAGUCGGCUGCAAGGGAUACUGUCCGGUGGUGGUACGAGUCGUACCUCGAGUAA
This is a messenger RNA of Lasiosphaeria miniovina, 1765 nucleotides long. RefSeq lists its product as uncharacterized. The transcript is spliced from 4 exons. Bases 473 to 1765 code for a protein of 430 amino acids. NCBI's taxonomy places the organism in Eukaryota, Fungi, Ascomycota, Sordariomycetes, Sordariales, Lasiosphaeriaceae. The record is from RefSeq and is a predicted model, not a curated record.